Physella acuta is the source of this 2467-nucleotide messenger RNA. RefSeq names its product partitioning defective protein 6. Gene Ontology annotation, molecular function: protein binding. Lineage: Eukaryota; Metazoa; Mollusca; Gastropoda; Physidae. Gene Ontology annotation, biological process: centrosome cycle. The record is from RefSeq and is a predicted model, not a curated record.
UGUUUUGCGGAAGUUGGACAUAUUUGCACCUUUAACAUUUACACAGUCUUGGAGUUGUUAGACUCGAAAUGGACUAAAGAAACCAAAAUAUAUUGUGAAUUUAUAAUUAAUCUUUGUACAUUAUAAAAUGCUAUAGACUAGCUAAAAGUUUACUUUGCAAAUGUAGCUCAGCAUUAUAAAAUGUCUAAAAAUUCGAAGGGAGCUUUAAGAUCUUCCACUGGUGUGGUCGAAAUCAAAAGCAAGUUUGAUGCAGAAUUUCGGAGGUUUUCAAUUGAUAAAACAAAAAUGAGACAGUUUGAUGACUUCUAUCUUCUCUUAGAGGACUUACACCACCUGAUGGAUAUACCUUUUAUUAUAACUUACAUAGAUCCUCAUAUGGAUUUAUUGCCCAUCAACAAUAAUGAAAACUACAAUAGAGCCCUUUCUACAGCUAGACCAAGUUUGAAAAUUUUGAUUCAGCGCAAAGGUGAAAGCUAUGGAGAGCUAAAUGGCUAUGGAUCUCAGCCAGUAAGGAAAAGAAAUCCCAUAUCCAAGCUGAUAAGUUCAGAGACUUCCCCACGUCCCCGCAUACAGAUAAGUCUCCUGGAAGAUUUCAGGCGUGUCUCAGCCAUUAUUGACGUGGACAUAGUGCCUGAGACACACAGGAGAGUCAAGUUGAUGAAGAAUGGAUCAGAUAAACCUUUGGGAUUUUACAUAAGAGAUGGGACUAGUGUCAGGGUCACACCUCAUGGUCUAGAGAAGGUGCCUGCCAUUUUUAUUUCUCGCUUGGUGCCAGGAGGGCUUGCAGAGAGCACAGGGCUACUGGCGGUAAAUGAUGAAGUGUUAGAGGUUAAUGGUAUUGAAGUUGCUGGCAAAAAGUUGGAUCAGGUGACAGACAUGAUGGUCGCAAACAGUUCCAACCUCAUCAUCACAGUGAAACCAGUUAACCAGGGCAUGACCCUGGCACCCCAGCGUGGGGCUGUUGGUCGUCACAGCAACAUGUCAUCUACAUCCCAGGUCUCCCAACAGUCCCAGGUUUCCAACAACUCGUACCACUCAGCCAAGUCCUACGACAGCGAGCCUGUGGCUGAGAUGGACGACGAGGAUGAAAUUCAUGACCAUUUGUCCCCUGCUGGCCACGAGGAGCCUGAGGAGCCGCUGGAGUUGAUAAAACAGUAUAGAGACAGUAGGAGUUCUAAGAACUCAGGGAGCAUAGGCAAUAACAAUGGUAGUGGGAGGAAGAGUGGCAGUAUGGGUAAGGGAGCCAAGAGCAAGGUGGUGGUGAAACAUUCAGACAACACCAGUGAGAAUGGGCAGCAGGAGGAGGAGGACCCUACGUCCAGCACUCUUUAGGCUCGUUCACCUGUGCCUCAGCUAUUCUGUUGAAAGAAGAGAUGGAUCCUACUUCAAGAAAAUUGUAGAGUUCUUCGAUUUUACAGUAGUGUACGGUCAAGGCUUUCUUUAUGGCUCCAAAAAUUGUGACUAGUGAAGUACAUUUUAGGUUACAAAUACUCAAGUUUAGGUUUGUGCAUUGAGGAAGUGAAUGGUUAACCAUGUUUAUAUAAUGCUGUUGCAGCUCUAUAUACUUUAAUCUAUACACUAUACAUCCCUUUACUAGUGUUAAUGGUUGUGCUUUAUUUAUAUCUUGAAGACUUGAGCAUUCCCAGGUUUGUUUUUGUAACUUUUAAACAUGUUUUUGGAUACAGUUUACUUAAAGAUUAAUUUAUAGAAUUGUAUGUUCAUCUGAAUUUAUAUGAAAAUUUUUGUAUCUGUAACUAAACAUUGGUACUAAUCCAUGAAAAUGUUUUUUUUGUCAUUGGACAUGGGUACACAUCUUCAGCAGUACUACACAUUAGAAAUUUUAAAACUGGUUGUCUGGUGGUUGUGUCCUGUAAGUUUUAUUUUUCUAGCUUGUAGCUAUAUGUCAUUGCUGUUAGGUAAUUUUAAAGUUUCUUUUUUUAUUUAUAUUAUCUCAGUUUGACAUGUGUUUUUUUCAUUAAUUUAAAAUAACUUUAAUAUUUGAUGGCUUUUAGCUUUGUACCCAUGAAUGGUGAUAAGUAUUUUAUUUGUAAGUAGUAAUUGGUUUACUAGAUAAUUUUUUAAACAUGUUGACUUCAAUGUAACACACAUUUGUAUACAAUCUUUAUCAGCCAAAACUAGCCCAACUAAAUGACAUUACAGUAACACAGACAUUCUUAAUAGCUGACGUGACAAUUUUUAAAUAAAAUAUUUAUAUGCAAAUAUAACUAUGUCAUACCAACAUAUACUAUCUUUGAUAUAAUCUACCGAUUGUUUCAGUUAGUUUAGUAUUUACCUGUAUGUAUUUGGUUGUUAAUGUACUUAUCCAAAGAAAAGUACUAAGGAUGAUCCAAUACAUUCGCUAAUGACUUUUUGCCUAGUCAGAAUUUGAAAUUGUGGAAGGAAAAAUCUUUGUUUUGUUGUCUUUUAUUCCGCUGUGUUACAAAUGGUUAUAUCCUAACAUUUGUUA